This is a messenger RNA of Cricetulus griseus (Chinese hamster), 2873 nucleotides long. The record is from RefSeq and is a predicted model, not a curated record. NCBI's taxonomy places the organism in Eukaryota, Metazoa, Chordata, Mammalia, Rodentia, Cricetidae.
CCCUCCAAGCUGUGUAGACACAGUCUCAAAUGUUUGGAGUGUAAUGAAGUCUUCCAGGAUGAGACGUCUCUGGCUACACAUUUCCAGCAUGCUGCAGAUACAAGUGGACAACAAAUGAAGAAGCACCCUUGCCGCCAGUGUGACAAGUCGUUCAGCUCCUCACACAGCCUGUGCCGCCACAAUCGCAUCAAGCACAAAGGCAUCAGGAAAGUGUAUGCCUGCUCACACUGCCCAGACUCCCGACGGACGUUCACGAAGCGGCUGAUGCUGGAGAAGCAUAUACAGCUGAUGCAUGGGAUCAAGGACCCUGACGUGAAAGAACUGACCGAGGCUGCCAACGAGGAAGAAACUGACAUAAAGGAAGACUCCAAGGUUCCCAGUCCCAAGCGGAAGUUGGAAGAACCAGUUUUGGAGUUCAGGCCUCCCAGAGGCGCCAUCACUCAGCCACUGAAAAAGCUGAAAAUCAAUGUCUUUAAGGUUCACAAGUGUGCUGUGUGUGGCUUCACCACCGAGAACCUGCUGCAGUUCCAUGAACACAUCCCUCAGCACAAGUCGGACGGCUCCUCCUACCAGUGCCGGGAGUGCGGCCUCUGCUACACAUCCCACGUCUCCCUGUCCAGGCACCUCUUCAUCGUGCACAAGUUGAAGGAGCCUCAGCCCGUGUCCAAGCAAAACGGGGCUGGGGAAGACAACCAGCAAGAGAAUAAGCCCGGCCCUGAGGAUGAGGCCACUUAGGCUGCAGUGUCAGACAGGAAGUGCAAAGUGUGCGCCAAGACUUUUGAAACGGAAGCUGCCUUAAACACGCACAUGCGGACACAUGGCAUGGCCUUCAUCAAAUCCAAAAGAAUGAGUUCAGCUGAGAAAUAGCCACAGAUCUUCCACAAGAAAAGCCCUAUCCACAUAGGAAUUGAAAACAAGACUUUUUUGUUACCAAAAGUUUGCAGUAUAACAGAGUUAACAGUACUGUCUAAGCUGUCGCAAUAUAUUAUCUGUCCUCUCCCCUCACCUCCUCAGAUGUGCCCCUCCCCAUAAGUAUUAAGGCAGUAUUUGAGUUUUAAAGAGUUUGUAUAUAUUUAAAUAACUUUUUAUACUCUUUGUUACAUGUUUGUAUCAGUAUUGGUGGAAAGUGUUUUGAGUUUUGUUUUUUGUUUUUCUUUUGGGUUAGAGUUUUCCUUUUUUGUACUGUUUCCUUAAAACAGAGUUCUUCGUAACAGGGACAGUUCCUGAAUUCAAACCAACCAUUUUGUAUGUUACAAAUUUGAAUAAGUUCAAUAAUUACAGGCUAACAUGCCUUUUUUAGUGUUUUUAAUUUUUAGAACUCACCACAUAACUUGUAGGUGAUUGUGGGUCUCACAACACUAGCAACUCUUAAGUGUCUUAGCACCACACUUAGUGUGCCUGUUCCUAGCAAUUGAGGGCUCCAAGGACAACAGCACCCGGGUGGGGACAUGGCCGGAACCCUCCCAGACAGCAUCUAAUGCAGCCUUGCAGAUCCCCUAGUCCUCCAAAGUGAGUAAAAGAGGCCAGGAAUCCAACAGGGAAUGCAGGCAUCCUUAAUCCAUCUGGAAGAAUGAGGAAGAAGGGAUCCAUAAAGGGGAGAAAACAGCUGGUGAUUUUUCUGGGUGAAUUUGCAAGGCUGUCUGACAGAGCAUGAUGAGACAGGCUAGGAAAAGGCCAGCCUACUGUCAAAGUUGAAAGGUAGUCAGACCUGUAUGUAGUUCUCUAGUCAAGUUUUGUCAUGCAGCUCACCAACUAUUACAGAGACACAUCUUUCAAGAAUAUCGAGUAUUUCUCUGGCUCUUUGAUAGGAACAUGAAGGCAUGGUUGACUUAACACUUUGCUGUCUACACAGUUGGCGUUUCCUGUUCUGGGUGCUACUGCCAAAUGUCCUGGUACUUAGAGUUGGGAUGCACAACUUUACCACCGACCUAGCAAUGCAGCAGCCUGUACUCUGCAAUUGGCCAUAGAGGAAGCACUGAGCCGCCAGGCUUCUAGUGUUGUUUCAGCACCCUCUCAUGGCCGCCUGAUUUGAGCACUGUAGAGGUGCUCUCUGGUCACUUCCCUGUAUAGUUCUCUGGGAAAGCUCUAUAUUUUGGUUAUUGUUUGUGUUUUCCGUUGCAUUUUAUAUCUUGUAUUUAUCUUCAGAUAUGUUUUGUACUUGUUUGUUUUGUUUUCCUAAGCAAAGAAAUCCAUUUGUGUAUAUAGACUUGCAUGCUAGACUGUAGUCAGCGUUCAGUUCCUUGAAAGGUCUUGCUGCUGUUGGGUGUGCUCACUACAUCCAUUGUGACUGUAUUCAACCCAUUUCACAUGUAAAUAAACGAGGAACAUCUGGCCCUUGAGUUUCUUCAAGAGAGUUAUUGGUGGGUCUCUUGACAUCUGGAAGUUUGGGAAGUGACUCCUUACCGGGACAGGCUACAGAAUAUUGCAGAAUUCCUUCCACUUUGAAGAAUGGCUUGCUCGUUCUCACCAGUGGCCAGCUAGCUACUCUGCCGCUUUCUGUUGACUAUAUCGGUACAAUCCAAGGGUGUGAAAAUAUUCCUCAACUUGAAAUUUAAUUGCUGUUACUUGUUGCAUCUGUAUUGCUCCCAGUUGUGUUCAUUGGCACUUUCACAUGUUCCCGCAUUUGAACCUUGCAAUAAGCCUGCGUGGUGGCCACGUGGGUCUGUACAGCCUACAGUUGAGGAAGUACAGUUGAGGAAGCUGAGCUCAGGCUCAGCUCUUCAUCUGAGACCUCAUAGCUGGUAAGUGGCUUUGCAUAUUAGAACCCAAAUAUUUUGCUCUCAAUCUAGUACUUGCUCUUUGUGGUUAUGUACAUAUUGACAAAUAUUCAUUUAUUCAACAAAUAAAGUUAUGUGCGAAAUACAAUAGUCAAA